This is a messenger RNA of Iphiclides podalirius (scarce swallowtail), 378 nucleotides long. The record is from the annotation of a GenBank genome assembly. Lineage: Eukaryota; Metazoa; Arthropoda; Insecta; Lepidoptera; Papilionidae.
AUGUCCGCCAUCACCGCCAAUCAAGCUGUUCUUUCCACGGCAUUGGUCCAGAGGACCAAAUGGCGAGUGAAGCAAGGGGGGCUCCACGAAGGUGAACUGGUCGUGCUCAGGGAGGAGGGCGUGCCCCCGCUUAAGUGGCGCAUGGGGCGUAUCCAGAGGCUCUUCACAGGACCGGAUGGCAUCCAGCGAGUUGCUGAUGUGAAAACGUCUAAAGGGGUUGUCCGGCGAGCCAUUCACAAGCUCUGCUGCCUGCCGGGAUCAACCACUGGGGCAGCAAGUCCACCUACUCGAGCUCCUUCAGUCGUCGAGGGGGAGCAAGAUGUUAAGAAUUUACUUUCGGCCCUGGCAAAACCGAUAUGUCAAAUGACACAACUUUUU